CAGUCUGGGAGCCUGAGGAAACGAUCUUACACAUUUCCAGCAGAGAAAAGAUGAACCCUCAAGUCCUGCCUUCCAUCCUGCUGCUCAUUUCUGCUGCCCAUGCUUUCCAUUAUAUGGAUCUAGCUCAGUAUGUUGACAGCCACCAAGACGAAUAUGUGGAGAUGCUGAGGGACUGGGUUGCAAUCGAAAGCGACUCCAGCAAUGUCCAAAAGAGACCAGAGCUGCACCGUAUGAUGGAGACUGUGGCUCAGAAACUCCGGCUGAUGGGAGGGACUGUACAGCUGGUGGAUAUCGGAGAACAAGAACUUCCUGAUGGCCAGACAUUAGAGUUGCCUAAAGUGGUGACGGCUCAGUUUGGUAAUGUCUCCAGCAAGCACACAGUGUGCAUCUACGGCCAUGUGGAUGUUCAGCCAGCAAAACUGGAGGACGGCUGGGCAACAGAUCCAUACAACCUGACUGAGAUCAAUGGCAAUCUGUAUGGACGAGGAGCAUCAGACAACAAGGCCCCAGUUUUAGCCUGGAUCCAUGCUGUGGAGGCUUACCAGGCUCUCAGUAUGGAUCUGCCAGUGAAUGUGAAGUUUGUCAUAGAAGGCAUGGAGGAGACGGGCUCUAAUGGCCUGGAUGCCAUGAUCAUGGCCCAGCGAGACACCUUCUUCUCAGAAGUGGAUUACAUCAUCAUAUCAGACUGUGGCUGGCUCAGCAGACGCCCCGCCCUCACCUAUGGCACCAGAGGCAACUGCUACUUCUUUGCUGAGGUUGAAGGACCGGAGCAGGACUUGCAUUCUGGUGUUUAUGGAGGCACUGUGAUUGAACCAAUGACCGACCUCAUUGGAAUUCUUGACACACUGAUCAGCCCCAGUGGAAAGAUCCUGAUUCCUGGGAUCAGAGAGGCUGUAGCUCCCCUCUCUGAUGAAGAAUGGAAAAUGUACCAGGAUAUCCAGUUUGACAUGGACAACUACAAGAAUAAGAUUGGUGUCAACCAGCUCAUGUACAGCAACAAGGUGGACUUGUUGGCUCACAUGUGGCGCUACCCCACAGUCUCCAUCCACGGUAUUGAGGGGGCCUUUUCAGACCCUGGGAGUAAGACUGUCAUCCCUGCUAAGGUUACUGCUAAGUUUUCAAUUAGACAAGUUCCUGACAUGGACCCUGCUAUGGUCAAGAAACAGGUAACAGACUACCUUCACUCUGUGUUUGCCAAAAGAAGGAGUCCCAACAAGCUCAAAGUCACAAUGGUGAUAGGAGCUAAACCUUGGCUGGCUGACACUCACCAUCCACUCUACGAGGCUGGAAAGGCUGCUAUUAAGAGAGUUUUCAACACGGAUCCUGAUCUAAUCCGUGAGGGUGGAACCAUCCCAAUUGCCAGGACCUUCCAAGAUGUGACGGGAAAAAGUAUCAUCAUGAUGCCCAUCGGAGGCUUUGAUGAUGGUCUGCACUCUCAGAAUGAGAAAAUGAGCAGGUACAAUUAUAUUGAAGGAACCAAGUUAUUCAUCGCGUACCUGAAUGAAGUGUCCCAGAUUAAGAGGACUAGCGUGUGAUGUUUUAUGGUAUGAUCACAUGACCUCAUAAAAAACAUUCCAGCUAUAGAAAAGUGUGUUUUGAUAUUUGUACUCUGCCUUUAUCUUUAUUUCAUAAGGUUUUGAAACUUGUGGCACAUUUAUUGAUCUGCACCUCAAGUCUGUCUAUCUGUCUAUCGAUUUUUGCAUUAUCUCAUGGUUAUUUGGCUGUUUCCAUCUCUUUUGCCAGUGUUUAUGUUCACAUAAACUUAGGCGAUACUGUGAGGGUGUAUGUAUGUGUGUCAUGUAGUAAAAGCUGUACAAUGCAA
Messenger RNA from Oreochromis niloticus (Nile tilapia), 1822 nucleotides. It is a transcript of the gene cndp1, whose product is annotated as carnosine dipeptidase 1. The record is from RefSeq and is marked provisional. Gene Ontology annotation, molecular function: metallodipeptidase activity. Lineage: Eukaryota; Metazoa; Chordata; Actinopteri; Cichliformes; Cichlidae. Gene Ontology annotation, biological process: proteolysis. Gene Ontology annotation, cellular component: cytosol.